UGCUAAUGCUUGAGCGAUGGCUGGUCUAAUCAAGCACAACUUCUAGAAUGUCAACAGCCUUCACCUUCUGGAAAAAAAUGGUCUUCGUCAAUGGCGUACAAGCCAUAUUGCUCCGUUAUCUCUUCAUCCCUCCAACAACAAAUGCAUCUGACCCUCUUGUCAUCAAGAAUCAAUUAGUAAUUUGAAGAUUUUGCAUGUCAGUUUGUUGUGUCGGGUGUUUUGUAGGCUUAGGUUGCCUCCGGUGGGGUUGGAAGCGAUGCACACAUACAGGUGCCGACGACAGUGCUUCCUGGCCACCAGCCACCGCCGAUGAGUUCGAGCCUGUUCCCCAUCUCUGCCGCCUCACCCUCGCCGUCUACGAGGAAGACCUCCACAACCCUCAAUUCCCUCCCCUUGGCGGAUACCGAUUAAACCCAGAUUUCGUAGUGAAACGUGUUACCUACGAACAAACCCUCGGCCACGCGCCACCAUAUCUCAUCUACCUAGACCACAGCCGCCGGGAAAUCGUAAUGGCCAUCAGAGGGCUGAAUUUGAAAAAGGAAAGUGAUUACGAAAUGUUAUGGGACAAUCGAUUAGGGAAGCACAUGUUCGAUGGUGGGUAUGUACACCAUGGGUUGUUGAAAUCAGCCGUUUGGUUGCUGAAUCAAGAGUCGGAGGAGUUACAGCGGUUGUGGGUGGAGAAUGGGUCUUGUUACAAGAUGGUGUUCGUGGGUCACUCUUUGGGAGCUGGUGUAGCGACAUUGUUGACAGUGUUGGUGGUGAAUCAUAGGGAUAUGCUUGGUGGGAUACCUAGAGAAUUAGUAAAGUGUUACGCGAUUGCACCUACGAGGUGUUUAUCGCUUAAUCUUGCUCUUAAGUAUGCUGAUGUGAUUUACUCCAUCGUGUUGCAGGAUGAUUUCUUACCACGUACAUCCACCCCACUUGAAGAUAUAUUCGAAUCAAUUUUUUGGCCUUCAUGCUUUCGACAGUUUGCCUUGUUUGCUAUUGAUGGUUUGCAUGAAGGACACAUUUGUAAGCGAAGAAAAGAAGCUUUCUGAUCCUAGAAGACUGUAUGCACCAGGUAGAAUGUACCACAUUGUUGAGAGAAAGUUUUGCAGAUGCGGAAGAUACCCUCCUGAAGUCCGAACAGCAAUUCCUGUUGACGGUAGAUUCGAACAUAUUAUUCUUUCAUGCAAUGCUACAUCUGAUCAUGCAAUCAUCUGGAUUGAAAGAGAAGCACAAAAGGCUUUAGAGCUUGCAGCUAGCUUUUCAGCUUGUCUGCUAAACAUAACUUUAAAAAAGUGUUGGAUUAGUUACAUGUGACCCGAAUGUUGUUGGAUUGUUGUAGUUAUUAAAGGAAAAGAGUUGUGAAAAUGUUACAACACCACCAAAGGUGCAAAAAUUCGAUAGGUUACAAUCAAUUGAAAAAGAACACAAAGAUGCGUUACAAAGAGCAGUUAGCCUUAAAAUACCUCAUGCGGUUAUGAUCAUGACUACAGAUGAUGAGGAGAAAGAGCCCUUAACGAAAACAUCUCAAGAACUUCCUGAUGAUUUGUGUGAAGAGGACAUAAAAAAUAGAGUCAAUUGGAAUGAUUUAGUUGAAAAACUGUUGAGGCCACCGAUAAGUGGAAAGUAAAUUAUGUGUGUAAAAUAUAAGAUUCAUUUUGUAUAUUUUUGUUGGGUGAUUUUUGUACAAAUGUGUUAUUCUUUGAUUUAAAUACGCGUUAUUUAUUAUUUUUCAGAUUUUGGAAUAGGAUAAAUAAAAAUUGUAUAUAAUUAUAUUAGUUUUUUGUUUUGUUAUGGGGAAAUUCUUUUACUUUUAAUUGUAUGUGGUGAUUGGAUGACCAUAUAUCACUC
Messenger RNA from Lactuca saligna, 1836 nucleotides. NCBI's taxonomy places the organism in Eukaryota, Viridiplantae, Streptophyta, Magnoliopsida, Asterales, Asteraceae. The record is from the annotation of a GenBank genome assembly.